GGCGGCGGCCGCCAGUAUUCAGGCCCAGCAGCCGAAGACAGCGUCGGGCGCGAGGCGUGCGGUCGCGGGACCGAUGCAGUUGAGUCCGGAACAGUUGGCCAAACUUCGGAGUGAACUCGAUAUCGUUCAGUCAAAUAUGAAAGUGUUUAACGAAAUGCUCACUGAAUUGAAGCCCGGAAGCGAACACAGCGACGAUUGGCAACUGUUGUCCGAUUUGAACAAAACGUGUCAAUCCAUGCAAACCAGAAUUGUUGAACUCAUAGAACUGGUGGCCAAUGAAGAGGUCACUAACGAACUGUUGAGAGUUAACGACGAACUCAAUAAUCUUUUCCUACGAUAUGAAAGACACGCCAAGAAACACAAACCACAGCAACAAAUGGCAGCAAUGGCUGCGAUGGCUGCACCUAAACCCACGCCGGCCUCAGAGCCCACUCUCAUUGAUUUUGACUCCACCGAAGAGUCGGGUGUCGCUAACCGUUUGGCAGACAUUCAAUUAAGUGGUAUCAACGCUACCGCUUCCCGACCUAUAGAGACAACUGCUGGUGAUUUGGACUUCGAUGUGUUCGCUCAGUCCAGAUCCACUUCCGUUAAAGACAACACCACUACUAAUGAUUUAAAUUUAGUUAAACCACAACUCAAUAAAUCGAUGCCAAUCCCUGAUAUGAUACCACAGGCACAACGGGAACAAGAUUUUGAUGAGAUGGAGAAGUGGCUGAAAGAGGACCCAUCGCUGGCCGGCAAUGAAUUCGACCGCUUCUUAGCCGAGAGGGCGACGGCUCUC
Molecule: messenger RNA, 781 nt
Organism: Medioppia subpectinata
Lineage: Eukaryota; Metazoa; Arthropoda; Arachnida; Sarcoptiformes; Oppiidae
Source: the annotation of a GenBank genome assembly